GGAAUAACGUGCGUACUUCGUGCAAAUCAUUUGAUGAGAAAUUGUAAGCAGUCAAUAAAAACAAUAACAUAAGUAAAAAAAAGGAAAAACCAUGUUAUGUUUCAACUUUUUUUUGCUAAUACUGCUUCCAUUAAUUAAUUUUGACGUUGGUGAUGCGCACACUGGAAUAAAAAAUAAUUCUACAACAGUACCUACUUUAUGUAAUCAAUGCUUGGAAUCCGAUUCGUGUCAAUCCAACUUGACUUCGGACGUUUAUCAUUGUGAUGAAACAUACUGUAUACCAAAAUCGUUUGUUUGCAACGGCAUACCGGAUUGUCUUCAAGCCCAAGAUGAAGCUGUAACUGAAUGUGGAUGUUUACAAAACGAGUACAAAUGUACAAACAAAUGUAUUGAACUGGUGAAACGGUGUGAUAAGAUUGCUGAUUGCGAUGGGGGAGAAGACGAAAAAGAUUGCAAAACACAUGUUUGUCCAACAACACAUUUUAAAUGCGCAAAUUAUUUUUGUAUACCCACUGAUAAAGCAUGUGAUUUUAAAGAUGAUUGUGGUGAUGGAUCAGAUGAACUUCAAUGCAAGCACAGAGAAUGCUGGCACGGAGAAUUUAAGUGUAAAAAUUCAGAAUGUAUUCGUCCCGGAUAUCUGUGCGACGGUGAAGUUAAUUGUGCAGAUGGUUCCGAUGAAGAAUACUGCGAAACAAGCGAUUUUAUCAAGUGUGGUGGAAGUCAUUCGGUACACUCGACGUUUUGGUGCGACGGAUGGCCAGAAUGUGUAGACAAUCACGCUGACGAGUUAUUGUGUAACGCUUCGUGUGCGGGGAACAAGUUUCAGUGUCCAAACGGAAGAUGUAUUAACGACGCCAAUGUAUGUGAUGGACAAUGCGAUUGCUUGCCAAGUAUCGAUGGAAAUUGUGCCGAUGAGAUGAAUUGCACGAAGUUUUAUAACAAAACCGAUGAUGUAAUUGUGUGCACAACAGGAUCAACGCUCAGUUGUUGGAUGCCCGGGGGAAAUCCUUCGCGUUGCAUACGCCAAAAAUAUAUUUGUGAUGGGCAAAAUGACUGCUUUAAUGGAUUUUCAAUUUCAGACGAAUUCGGCUGUGAAAAGCCAAAUUCGCAUUUAAACGACGAAUUUUUCCGGUGCCAGGACGGCAGGUGGUUGCCGUUUAAACACCGUUGUAACUUCAAAGCGGAAUGUUUAGACGGUGACGAUGAAAUGGAUUGCGAAGUUUCGUUACCCUGUGGUGAAGAACAGUUCAGGUGUGCUAGUGGCGAAUGUGUGAAAUCCGAAAACCGCUGCGACGGCCGUACCGACUGUUGGGAUAAGAGUGACGAAAUUGGAUGCGCGUCCGUACCGUGUCCCGGCGAAAACUGGUCGAGGUGCAAGAUUGGCAAACAGUGCGUGCCAAUGGAAAAAUGGUGUGAUUAUAGGGUCGACUGUAUGGACGGUUCUGAUGAGAAAAACUGCGAUUAUAGGUUAUGCAAAGCUGACGAGUUCCGAUGUGAUAGUGGUCAAUGUAUUCCUUUAGAGUAUAAAUGUAAAAAAUAUCGAGAAGAACAAAUGGGUUGUGUAGACAAGUCGCACCUAAGAAAUUGCGUCGAUUCUAAAUGUGCUGAAAAUGAAUUCAAAUGUCAUCGGGGGCCUUGUAUUCAUCAGUCUAUGGUGUGCGACGGGCAAUUGGAUUGUGAUUUGACUUGGGACGACGAAGACAAUAAUUGUUAUUUCAUGUGCUCGGAUAUAGCAUCUGGCUGCCAGUGCCAAGAUGUCCAUAUAAAUUGUACCGGUCAUGGUCUUGAUCAAUUUCCAUACGACGUCGAAAAAGAAAUCACCUUUUUUCAUUUGGGCGGUAAUAAUUUUUUCGAGGGCCUUCAUGAAAAUACAUUUGAACAUUUGGAUCGCUUGGUUUAUUUAGACCUGAUGAAUAACUCAAUAAAACAUUUGGAGCCAUUAGUGUUUUCCACGCUUUGGCGUUUGAAAACAUUGAACUUACAAAAUAAUGAAAUAACAAUUUUGCGAAAUUGUUCGUUUUUGGGACUCGGUCAGCUGACGGGAUUACACUUACAAGGGAACAAUAUCUACAAGUUGAGCUCAAUGGCAUUUCAGGGUCUAUCUUCUUUGAUUACACUUGACUUGAGCCAUCAGAACAUUACGGAUAUAGAAUCGGAGGCUUUCGUUGGUCUUCGAUCGUUAAAAAGUUUAGACCUAUCACAUAACUCGCUCACUCAUAUACGGGACGGCACGUUUCGCGGGAUGCCCCAAGUUGUAUUUUUAAACCUUAAGAAUAAUCAAUUGAGAGUCAUAGACAAGAACGUUUUUUUCACCAUGCCGUUACUCGAAACACUGUUUACCGACGAGUUUCGUUUCUGCUGCUUGGCCCGGUACGUGAAACAGUGCGAACCGCUGCCCGACGAGUUCAGCUCGUGUGAGGAUCUGAUGUCCAAUAUCGUGUUGCGGGUGUGCAUUUGGAUACUGGCCGUGGUCGCGAUCACCGCCAACCUGUUGGUGAUCGUGUUCCGGGCCAAGUACAAGCACACCAACCAGGUGCACUCAUUCCUUAUCGUCAACUUGGCGUUGGGUGACUUUCUGAUGGGCUCGUAUCUGCUGGUGAUCGCCGUGGUUGACUGGUACUACCGCGGCGUGUACUUUAUCCACGACUCGGACUGGCGACGGAGUUCCAUGUGCAACGUGGCUGGUUUUAUAAGCACGUUUUCCAGCGAGCUGUCCGUGUUCACGUUAACCGUGAUCACUCUGGAAAGGUUAUUGGUAAUCAUAUUUCCGUUCAAAGUCCGACGUUUGGAAAUGGAUUUUACACGCAUACUGAUGGCUGUGUGUUGGUUGCUAGCAAUAAUUAUAUCUGCUAUUCCUCUCUUCAACAUUCAUUAUUUCAGAAAUUUUUAUGGACGGUCUGGCGUAUGUUUAGCCUUGCAUAUUACUCCGGACAAACCCAACGGCUGGGAGUAUUCUGUAUUCAUAUUUCUAUUCGUUAAUCUGGGAUCGCUGCUGUUGAUAUCUGGAAGCUAUCUUUGGAUGUUUUUCGUCGCCAAGAUGACUCAUCGCGCCACCGAGACUCUAAUCCGACAUCGGUCCCUCAGCGAGUCUGCGAUGGCCUGGCGGAUGAGUCUGUUGGUGGCUACGGAUGCCGCGUGCUGGGUGCCCAUCAUAGGAUUAGGAUUAUGGUCUUUGGCUGGAUUCACCGUGCACCCACAAGUGUUCGCUUGGGUGGCUGUUUUCGUGUUGCCUUUGAACGCGGCGGUAAACCCGGUGCUUUACACACUGUCCGCGGUUCCGAUAAUCCGUCGUAGUGUUGUGUCAAACAGGAGGGCGGUGUCGCUCAGACGGUCUGUGACUAACGACCCAAAUCGCACAAUGUCCACGACCAUGGUGCCAUCUACUGUGCAAUAUAACGGCGAUAAAGUGACUUUUUCAUUAAUAACCAAAAUCCCAUCCAGAGGUCCGGAAAUCGUCGAGACAGAAAUGACCGCAAAUGGCCGAUCGAUCGCAUUUGGAAAAAUGAUAUGAAUAAUAAUAGUACUGCAAUUAUUUAUUACGUGGUAUCUGGUCAGUGGUAUAUUUAAAUUGGCUUUAGGUGACUGGACGUCUGUGUUCGUAUUAUAUACCCAUAUAUAUAUAUAUAUAGGUUCUACGUUGUAAAAUAUUUACAAAUAAUAUAUGUAAUUAUCAUUCCGCAUUCGUGUUGAACAUUUGAAAUAAUCAUAUACUCAUCCUUUUGCUCAAACAUUGUAAAUUCACUAGAGACAUUAAAACGCACAUAGUGAACGUGUGCACUAUACUGUUAUUAUUAUUCUAUAAUAUUAUACUCUAUUCAAGUUGAGUUUACUGGCUUUUACGCAUGCCCACCGAGUACCACUACCGUGAAAACGAUGUGGCACCACUCUGUGCUCACUAGUACGCAUACACCCCGUGAUGCCGCAAUGUUCUACACCAGCGGCCGUAGUAAAUUACAUAAUAUUAUUGUAUUUUUAUUUGUGGUUGGGGGGUGUUUGGCGACCAGUUUUUUGUUAGUCGAGUAGGUUAUUGACUUGAAUAGAGGAUAAUGUACUAGUAUGUACAAUGUAUAUUAAAUUCUAUAAGUCUAUUAUAUUAUCUUACGAAUUUUUAAUUUGUUUUAUGAUUUUUUUGAUUUUUUUUCUAUGGCUUAUUUUUUUUUUAAUACUUUUUUAAUCCACUUACCUGACAUGCUAUGAUUUUAAAUAUUUUAUUGUUAAUUACAUUAUGUUGUCAUAUUAUUGUUCAUUAUACUUGUUCACAUUUCCUGCAUCAUAGAUUACGAUAAUUAUGAAUAAGUACAAAACAUGUACAACAAUAUAAUAAUAAUGUAAUAUACCUAAUAUCUUUCCAUUUUAUUGGGACAGUAUAUUUAUUUUUAGUUAUUAUAACCCGUUUAAAUAUAUUAAAUGUUUGUG
Metopolophium dirhodum (rose-grain aphid) is the source of this 4416-nucleotide messenger RNA. Its product is annotated as G-protein coupled receptor GRL101-like. Bases 92 to 3511 code for a protein of 1139 amino acids. Lineage: Eukaryota; Metazoa; Arthropoda; Insecta; Hemiptera; Aphididae. The transcript is spliced from 27 exons. Gene Ontology annotation, biological process: G protein-coupled receptor signaling pathway. The record is from RefSeq and is a predicted model, not a curated record. Gene Ontology annotation, molecular function: protein binding; G protein-coupled receptor activity. Gene Ontology annotation, cellular component: membrane.